Messenger RNA from Desarmillaria tabescens, 1353 nucleotides. Its product is annotated as DNA helicase. The record is from RefSeq and is a predicted model, not a curated record. The transcript is spliced from 9 exons. Bases 1 to 1353 code for a protein of 450 amino acids. Gene Ontology annotation, biological process: chromatin remodeling; regulation of transcription by RNA polymerase II; box C/D snoRNP assembly. Gene Ontology annotation, cellular component: Ino80 complex; Swr1 complex; NuA4 histone acetyltransferase complex. Gene Ontology annotation, molecular function: ATP binding; ATP hydrolysis activity; DNA helicase activity. NCBI's taxonomy places the organism in Eukaryota, Fungi, Basidiomycota, Agaricomycetes, Agaricales, Physalacriaceae.
AUGACCACCCAAAUCACGACCGGGACGUCCGAACUUCGGGAUAUCACCAAGAUGGAGCGCAUAGGCGUUCAUUCGCACAUCCAUGGACUGGGACUCGACGACCGGUUAGAGCCAAGGGCUAAUUCGCAGGGAAUGGUUGGGCAGGCCAAGGCUAGGAAGGCUGCUGGAAUGAUUCUCAAGAUGGUGCAGGAAGGACGGAUAGCAGGACGAGCGAUGUUGUUUGCUGGGCCUCCGUCGACGGGAAAGACUGCUAUUGCAUUGGGUAUGGCACAGACGCUGGGUCCAGACGUGCCCUUCACCAUGAUUGCCGCCAGCGAGGUAUUCUCGCUAUCGAUGUCAAAGACUGAGGCGUUGACCCAGGCAUUCCGACGGAGCAUUGGAAUACGCAUCAAGGAAGAGACAGAACUCGUCGAAGGGGAGGUCGUCGAGAUCCAAAUCGACCGGAGUCUGACUGGCGCUACGAAAACAGGAAAACUCACUAUCAAAACUACCGACAUGGAGACUAUCUAUGACUUGGGUACUAAAAUGAUCGACGCUCUCUCGAAGGAAAAAGUCCUUGCAGGAGACAUCAUUACCAUCGACAAGACGUCUGGUAAAAUCACUAAACUCGGCCGUUCGUUUGCACGGUCUAGAGAUUAUGAUGCUAUGGGCGCUGAUACUAAAUUCGUUCAAUGCCCCGAAGGUGAAAUACAAAAACGGAGAGAGGUCGUGCAUACGGUGUCUUUGCACGAAAUAGACGUCAUCAACAGUAGGACGCAGGGCUUCCUAGCUUUGUUUGCAGGCGACACAGGUGAAAUCAAGCCAGAGCUACGGAAUCAGAUCAACACCAAGGUGGCGGAGUGGCGCGAGGAGGGCAAGGCUGAGAUCAUACCAGGUGUCCUUUUCAUCGACGAGGUUCACAUGCUCGACAUUGAAUGCUUCUCAUUCUUGAACCGCGCCUUGGAAAAUGAUCUAGCUCCUUUGGGACAACUUUCCGCAGUCCCCCAUGGGCUACCUGUGGAUCUUCUCGAUCGUGUCCUCAUUGUCAGCACCAAGCCGUACAGCGAAGAAGACAUCGAGCAAAUCAUACAAAUACGAUGCCAAGAGGAGGAUGUCACGCUUACUUCGGAAGCUACUAGUGUCUUGACAUCUAUGGCCAUGCAAACGACGCUGCGGUACUCGCUCAACCUCAUUUCAUGCGCUCAGAUGCUAGCUCGGAAACGAAAGGCGGAGCAAGUGGGUGUGGAGGAUCUGCGGAGAGCAUAUACGUAUUUCAUGGACGAGAAACGAAGUGUUCAGUGGUUGAAGGAGCAGCAAGGGUCGCUUGUAUUCGAGGAGAUACCAACGGCCAGCGAAUACAUGGACAGCUCAUGA